Messenger RNA from Orbicella faveolata, 10891 nucleotides. RefSeq lists its product as uncharacterized. The record is from RefSeq and is a predicted model, not a curated record. Gene Ontology annotation, molecular function: RNA polymerase II cis-regulatory region sequence-specific DNA binding. Lineage: Eukaryota; Metazoa; Cnidaria; Anthozoa; Scleractinia; Merulinidae. Gene Ontology annotation, cellular component: NURF complex. Gene Ontology annotation, biological process: regulation of transcription by RNA polymerase II.
GGGUUGGUCACGUGACCACAUAGUGUUCUUUCCCCGCGAAGUAAAAAUGUGGCUUCUAAAAAGUGAAGUGAGAGAAAAGACGGGAAUAUACCGGUGAAAGCGUGUGGGAGUGGGCUAAGUGCACUUCAUUUCACGUGCUCUAGCCUCAAUCUGUAGGUUAAAUCGAUGAAAUGAAGAGAGGAAGGGGAAGGCCGUCUAAGAACCAGGCUCAAAGCUCGAAAACGCCAAAUGUCGCGAGUGCAAUCAACCAACAUGGCGGACAAGGCAUCCCGCGUAUCUCAUCUCCCGCGGGCAUUAAAACUCGAGGUUCCAGUACUACAACACCACGGAAAUACUACGGAAUGGACUCGUCGGAUUCUGAAAGUGACAAUGAUUCAAUUUCUAGCCACGGUUCUUCAAUUUCAAACGCCACAAGCUCGAAAAUCCGUUAUGUCGAGCCCCUGAAAGUGGUCUCACCUCUUAGCUUACCCGCCUCGUCAGAUGAUCUUCUACUCGAGCCAGAGAAUAUUUUGCAAGCUUUGGGGGUUUAUGAGGUUUUGAGGCAUUUUAGCCGGAUUAUACGACUGACCCCUUUUAGGUUCGAAGACUUUUGCGGGGCAAUCCAGAGCCCGGAACAAUCCGCAUUGCUUGCACAAAUACACAUCGCUUUGCUACGCUUUCUGCUAACCGAAGACGAUGCGAGCGGAUUGACAUUUACAGCAAGCGACGAGAAAGACAGCUUCAACAUCCUGACGUACUGUUUGGGCGACUUUACUUGGCCUGAGCUCAUUCGGAGCUACAUCUCGUCGGAUAAAAGCGAAUUCGGUGACAUUGUUUCGGCUGUCAGCGGGAACGACCGCGACAGUCCAUUUCCCUUCACUACGGUCGAGAACAGAUUGAAGGUUUUGCAGCGACUUUGCGAUCAGUUCCUCGCCUCCAAUUCGGUCAGGUACGACAUAAUGAACGAAGGCAUGGUAGAAUCGGAAGAUCACUGUCGAAACUGCUGUAAAAUGGGUGAUUUACUGUGCUGCGAAAACUGUCCUGCAGUGUACCAUCUUCACUGCCUCAAACCUCCGUUGGAAGUGGUUCCUGAUGGCGAUUGGCUGUGUCCCGUAUGCGAGGCCCACCAAAUCAAAGGUGUCACAGAUUGCCUACCUGAUUGGAACAGGGAUGGAUGGCUUAGAAACGCCCCCUUAGGGGUGGAUAGGGAAGGAAGGAAGUACUGGUUUUUGGCCAGGCGUUUGUUUGUGGAAGGCAGCGAUGAGACUUUGUACUUCAGCUGCAAAGCUCAUCUGGAUGAACUGAUCGGUAGUUUGGAAGAUGAUGGCAAGGAGAAGAGAUUGCUGUCUGCAUUAAAGGCAAAGUACAAGACCAUGGUCAAGCACAUGGAAAUAACAGAAGCUCUCACAGAAGCUGCAAGGGGGGAUGUUCUCUCUGGUCUUGCAAAAAGAAGACCAAGACAAAUAAAAGCAAAAGAAGAAGAUGUGAAACCUGAGCCUGUGAAAGAGGAAAAAGAUCAAGGAGAUGAUGUGGAGAUGGAGACAUCAGAGGAACAAUCCACUGCUGUACCUCCAAAAAGAAAAUCUAUUGAUCCAGAGGCAGAUAGUGGUCUACUUCCUUCAUCAAAGCCUAUCCCUGCAUCUGCCAUUCUUACAUUUGUCCCUGAUAAUGAAGUGAAGAAGAUAGUUACAAGGCCACAGGUUGAGAACACCAGUAGUCCAAGUGCAGAGAAACAAAUGGUGCUAAGAGACAGAAGAGCUGCAGGACAAGACAGCCCUUACAGCAGGAAAAAACCUGUUAUGUUACAUGACGAUGUCAAAGAUGGAGAUGUGAAAUCUGUUGAUGGAGCACAACCUACUUCAAGUUUAGAUGCUGCUUUGGUCAAGGAAGAGUCACAUGGCAAAGAUUCUGCUCAAGUGCCUCGAAAAGAAGAAGAAGAAGGCACUACAGAGAUGUGUGCUGUGGAGGAAGCAGGCAAAGAAAGUACAAUUCCAAGUGAGAUCGAAAGUGUGUUAAAAAAAGGUCAGAUUUCCACUGGUGCAUCUACUGAUAGUACUAUCUCAGACAAACUCACUGUAGAAAAUACCUCGUCAAAGAAUGAAACUGAUGAACCUAAGAUUACUGUUAGCCAGAAUGGGAUAAGUGCCCAAGCUAGCAGCAUCAAGACUGAACUGCCUUCAUUAUCAUCAGCCAAUAGCAGCAUGGCUUUGCCAGCCAGUACUGCAUCAGGGGUGAAGGACAGCAAGCCAGUUACUGUUUCCUCCAGUGGCACAGCUAGUCAUCAACAGCCAAGUGCUUUAGAGGCAAGUACUGCAGGAAAUUCAGUUCCUUCAGCAAAAGAUGCUGUAGAAGAACCUGUAUUUAGGCUUGGCUCAGAAGCGAACUACUCUUCCUAUGUCAAUCAGUUUACAAGCAAUCCCUUGGCGCUAACCAAGCAACAGCAGUUGGAACAACGGGAUAAGAAGCGCAGUGUCACUCACAAAUUUAACCUCAAUGAAUUUAAGUGGCACGGAGAAGUUUGUGGAAGUAAGGAAGUCAUCCUGAACACUUUGCGCUUUUCAAUAGUCAGCCUUGAGAAUUCCAUUGCUUCAUCCUUUAUGCAUCCCACUUGGCCAGUUCAACGCUCCACUUGGGUAAAAGCAGUUCACUUGUCCAAGACACCUCAAGAAUUUGCUGCAGCAUUGUCAUUUCUAGAAAGUUCCAUCAGACCAAUCUGCUACCUGUCAGUGUGGAAUGAUGCAGUUGGUCAUGUGGAGUUACAUCGCGUCCUGUCUGAGGCUCGUCAGGUGGGAACCAAGAAGAAGGAUGGUCACAAAGAAGAAGAGGAGGAACCUGAGGUAGAAAGCAAGGGAUUUGUAAAUUACACAUGGAUACCUCACCACCAAGUGUGGAAACAGAAGGGUGAAGAGUACAGGCUGUUUGGUGGAGGGGGAUGGGUCUGGACAAGUGGUCUUCAGCUGCGGAAAAGGAAACACCCUGAGGAUGAAAAGGACAAUUUUGUCAACAAAAAGCAAAAACUUUUGGAUACUACUAAUAAGAUUGUAGCAUUAAAAGAGGCCAAGAGAAAGGAAGUGUUAAAACAAGAAACAGAGCAAGCUGCUAGGUUGGCCGCACAGAGAGCACCUCUUCAAUCUACACCUCAAGCUCAAGCUGUCCAGACCACAACAACCACUGCUGCCUCUGCACCAGUACAGACUUCCGCAACUACCUUAUCAUCUACAACACAAUCUGCAGCUUCUCAGAUGGUCCAAACUACUGCAACAACCACUGCUGUUACUGGCUCAGUACCGACGGCUGUCACUGUUCAAACUACAGCUGCAUCAACCUCGGCAACUUUAACACCAGCAGCAUCCUCUCAGAUGGUUCAAGCCACUGCAACAACCGCUGCUGCGACUGGCCCAACACAAAUCUCUGUUACUGUUCAAACUACAGGGGUAUCGACGUCGGCAGCUUUUACACCAGCAGCAUCUUCUCAGUUGGUACACUCUACUGCAACUACCACUGCUAGUGAUUUCCCAGCACAGACUUCUGUCUUUUCUCAGAGUGCAGCUACUUCAACGGUUACAUCUUCAGCACAAUCACCUGUACAAAAUGUAGCAUUUAGGCAUAAUGCAGCAAACACUUCUACUUCAGUCAUUCCUUGUGCUGUUACUACAGCGACAUCCUCUGGUAUUUCAACAAGUACUUCCUCGACUCACCCAAGCGUUGUGUCACAGAAUGCAAGUCCUGCACCUUCAACCUCGGAGACCACAGGUCACCCAGUUUCAGCAGUACCAUCGACAACGUCAGUAUUGUCAGACCCAGAGGUUCAGACUUCUUCAGGUACAGAUUUAUCCGCUUCAUUGUUAACUGCAUCAAAUUCUUCUGAAACGUUUUCUUCAGCUGAAAAAGAUACCUCUACUUCCUCUAGUUUGGUAUUAAAUACUGACAAUUCUGCAAAUAAAUGCUUAACUCCUCCAUCGUCUUCAGCAACAACAGAUAUUGUAUCUACUACCUCAUCUUUGGCAUUGUCCUCUGUUUCAGCUGCUACAUCUAUCUCCAAGUGUCCAUCUCCUCUUCCAGAUUCUUCAGCAGCAGUUAAAAACGAUAACUCAACUUCCUCCCGUUUAUCAUUAGCUAAUGACUAUUCAGCAACUCCUCCAUCGUCUUCAUUAACAACAGAUAUUGUAUCUAAAACCUCGUCUUCGGCAUUGUCUUCCGUUUCAACUGCAAGCAUGUCCAGAAGUCCAUGUCCUCUUCCACAUUCGUCUGUAAAUUUGCUUCCUUCAAACUCUGCUAGUGUUUCUUUAACUACACAAAAAAUCGAAAAUCACGAUUAUUUGCUUGAACUUGAGAGUAAACCAGACACUUUGAGUAGCGUGGCUCGUGAUACCAUUGGUGAUGACACAAACGCCUUAGGGAGCUCCUACGUGUGCAAAGCAGAUGUUUCUCAGUCAUUAGCCAUUUCUUCUAUGGAGGUUUCCAGUGAUGUUGCGAAGACACCGAUGUCAUCGCUUCUCUCCUGUCAAGAACAUGAAGAUCAAGCAUUCACCUGCUCAGCUUCCCCAAGUCCUUUAACUGGUGCCAGUAUUAAGUCUCAUAGUGAAGUUUGUAAUUCUUCUUUUCCUGAACAAGACUCUUCUGAAUCUACAGUUGCUCAGGAUUCUCUACCUUCUGACCCUUCUAAUCCACAAAAUUCUUCACCUUGCAUCGCUCUUUCUACAGAAGCAAGUCAAGUGAGUGACCUCAAUUCAGACUGUGGUCCGAAAAAUGAAGCUCUUCUAGGUUCUAGUCUGUGUUCGAAUCAAGUCUCACUUGUUGAAGAUGAUGUACCAGAUGAUAUGAAAGAGGAGAAUGGCUCAUCACCCUCGGACUCUCAGCCACAUACAGAAGAGUUGAUGACUGACUUAUCGAAAGAUAAUUCAGAAACAGUUACAAGUACAAAUAAACAUGAAUUGUCUCCAGCCUCGGAUUUUGUAGAACAGGGCCCAGUGCAAGAUAAAUCUUCACCCUUAGAAAUUCAUUCUAUUCCCAGCACCGAAGAACAAAUUUCAGAUCAACAUGAAAGGUUAACAAACUUAUCGGAUGUGUCUAUGGCCAGUAUCGACCGAAGAGACCUAGAUCAUACUAAAGAGAAUGCGGCAGAGUCGAAUGUAACUUCAAGUGAUGUGUAUGUUUUAGAGAGCUCUGCUGUUCAGUCAAAGGAAGAAACCGAGAAGGGAUUUCAGUCUUCGGAGAACAAUUCUUUGGUUUAUACCCAAGACACUCAAGACAAAAUAACUGAUGAGAAAUGUUUUAAUGACACAGUUUUACCUGACAAUCGAAAAGGACAUCCAUCGGUAUUGUCUAAAGAGGUCUCAAGUGUUGGACCAAAGGAAGAAAGCGAGAAGGAAUCUAAAUUUGAGGAGAACAGGUCUGUUGAUAAUUCAGGUAGUAGGGUAAAUAUUUCAGAUGGCGGGGUGUUACCUUCAGAUUCUCUUGUGAAUGAGUGUUUAACAUUGGAGAAUGAUACACAGGAAGACAAAGCAGACGUUGCUGGAGUUGAAGUAUCUGUGGGGACUAAUGAAGAAGACAGCGACGAUUUUGAUCAAACGACUCUUUUGACCGACAGUUCUUUGGGCUCAGGUGGAAAUGGUGACAGCGAUCUUAAGAUGGAGGAUGCCAGUAUUGCUGCAAAUGAUAACUUGAAAAUUGACAAUAACGGCAAAAGCAAGGAACCCAAGAGCGUCGAACAAUCAGACUGUUGCACUUUGGACAUUUCAAGGUCAAAAGACGUAUUUAACCAUGAUGAAGCGGCUUCGUUUAGUGAUGUAAGAGCCAGUGUUUCCCCAACCGCUCCAGAAGUCGAAAGAACAGAAAGUUGCACUGAAACGUCUGUCUCGGUAGCAGCAGAACCUAGUGAAUUUGAAUCUUCUGCUUCACUUGAGGGUGAUAGCCACGGCAACUUUGCAAAUGCGAUUUCUGAUGAAGCGGCUUCGUUUAGUGAUGUAAGAGCCAGUGUUUCCGCAACCGCUCCAGAAGUCGAAAGAACAGAAAGUUGCACUGAAACGUCUGUCUCGGUAGCAGCAGAACCUAGUGAAUUUGAAUCUUCUGCUUCACUUGAGGGUGAUAGCCACGGUAACUUUGCAAAUGCGAUUUCUGACGACAGCCACGAAAAUGAAACAAAUACUGCAGACAUCACAAUGAACGAUGGUCGUAAAGACGUUGCUGAUAAAGAGAGCAGUGAUGGAGGUGAGAGCAGUGAAAUGGCCAAUCAACUUAGUUCUGAAGCUAAAGUUUGUCAGUUAGUUGACGGUGUAGAAGUGACUGAGUUCAGUAACUCUGAUGAAUGCCCCAGUUCUACGAAGCCUGCCUCGUCUGCUUCUGAAAAGAGCCCAAAUCCUGCUAAGGAACCCAUGGAUAUUGAUGUAAUCACAGUGUCACCUAAUCAAAGCCUGGCUGGAGUGACGUCUCCUCCGAAAUGUACUCAUCUUCUGACAGAGCAGCCCAUGGAUGUUGAUGUCACUGCAGUGUCGAGUGAUGUCUUGAAUGCAGAAUCUUGUUCCCAAACAGCAGUGUCAACAGAAAAGACAACUACGUCUGUUGCAUCAACUAGCGUGCCAGUUCCAUUAUUAGAAGAAACAGAAACCAAGACAAGUAACGAGAACUUGCAAGACAUUGCCAUGUCCCAAUCUUGUUUAGCACCAACGCUGUCUUCUGUUUCUACAGGCUCUGCAGGUGGAAUGGCCACAACUAACACUGCAAACGUUCUUGUAACGAAAACUGCAAUCUCAGUCAGCAGUACUUUGCCGUCUGCAACAACCGCUGCUUUGUCAACAGCAUCUCCAUCUCAAUCAGCAACACAACCAUCCGGUCUGGUGAAGAGUGCUGUGACAACAGUCAGCCAGUCUUCAUCCUCGACCGCUUCUUCUGCGGCGGCCAUAACUUUGCCAGCUACAGUUACUGUCAAAACAGCAGCCUUAAUAGGUUCACAGCCCGUAGUGUCGGCUGUGCCAUCUUCUGCAACUUUGGCAAUCCCUCGAGUAGCUGUAGCAGGUUUGCGAGGGAGGGCAAUAGGAGGAUCUCCGGUGGCUCCUUUAGGGCAUACGUUAUUAGCCAAAGGUGGUGGAUCACCUGCAGCAUUGACUGCAGCUGCCACUAGAGGCAUUGCUCCACAGAAAAUAGGGCUCGCCACUCGACCUCAAGGCCAAACUACCCAGUAUGUACCAAUAGGCCCCAAGCCGAUCUUUCCUUCUCCAAGGACACCCGCUCCAAGCACAGGUGUACAGGGAUCGAAUAUAGUAAGAAUCGGUACUCAGCCUGCAGCAUCAGGCCAGUCCGGCGUAGCUCCAGUGAACAGUAUAGCGGCUUUGGUUGCGAGCAUUCCCACGUCUGGUACAACCAUUGGACCAUCACAGCUCAUUCGUCUCGUCACCCCAGAUGGUAGGACUUUAACACUGCAGGGUUCACAGCUGGCUGCUCUUGCCCAGCAGGCGGCAUCCCCACUAGGUCUGAGUGCCCCUAAGACGAUAACACUGCAGGUGUCAGCCACAGCCUCGCAGCAAAAUCCGGGAACCUCUGUCCAGAAAACGGUCGGCAUCAAAACACCAGGUGCUACCAUUACUGUGCAGAGACCACCACAACAAGUUGCACAGGCCAAGCCUCAAGUUGUCAUCAAACCCAAAGUGGAAACGAGACCACUUAAGGAAGAAAAGUUUCCAUCUCUAGAACCAGUCAUCAAAGAUCCUCGUGCGCUGUUGAAUCGAAGACUUGCUAAGUGGCCGUUGCGUCACUCCGUGAAAAGUGUGUUUGCGCUUCCAAAGCACGAACGUAGAAAACUGGGGAGGAAAGCUGGACUGAAGGAAGUCAGUGGAUACACAUAUGCGUCUCGUGCGGUAGGUGUUAACUGGCCUGCAGGAAUACCUCGUCCUUCGUUCAAAGUAGCCUGGCGUUUUCGCACUCAGAGCCUGAAGACGCUCGCCGGUGCAGGACUUCAACUGAGAAUUCUUCAGUCUUGUUUAAAAUGGGAGGAAAUGAACGUGAGGCCACCGCGCGGAAACAGCAAUACUGUGUACACGAGCUCAGGCACAACAACAACAGAAAUAACAGACAGGAAAUUUGUUUCCCUGGAUGGACUCCGAUGUAAAUACCUCGUACGUAAAAUAAUACGCACGCUUAGCAAACCUGUGGUAGAACCGCCUCGACCGACACCCACGAAGAGCAAGAGAGGUCGGACACUGAGACCUAAGAUUGUUCUACAACCUGAUGACGAGGACGAAACACAGGUGCCUUCUGGGCCACGUAUUUUGGAAGCCUGGUACCCAGAGGCAAAGCUUGAGCUCUGGGAGAUACGCCAGUAUCACGAGCGAAUUGAACGCGAGAGGGCCCUGGAACGAGAAAAGAAGGAACAAGCAGAAGCCAUGCGCCGGGCAGCGGAACUACGCGCCGCCGCACUUCAGCGGAAACAGCAAGAACAGCAGGCGCGACAACAGCAGCAAAAUCUUCUGAAGAUGAACAAGAAAAAAGUUCAGAAUGCUAUUAAGACUCAGCAAAGGAAGGGAGUUGUUUUCAAAACCACUGUCAAUACACCCGUUACUUACAAACCAACUGUCACUGCACCGGUGCCCCUAGGGGCCUUACGCCGGACGCUACCUGUCGUGCGUCCGGCAGUUCCUGCUAAGCCUCUAGGGAUUCAACCCGUGGGGUCGACACCGCAGAUGAGAACGCAGAUUGUACCACGGACCACAGUGACUAGCGCAUCCACCUCAACGCCGUAUGUGCAGCGGUUACAGCCGAAACCACAGGUCACCCAACGUGCUUAUACACCUUCAGUGCCAACUCAGAUUUCACGUGCUAAUACUUCUGCUGCUGUACCAGGCGCGUAUACCGCUAACACAGUCGCUCGCCUUGCCCCAGUGACAGCCACACCGAAAACAGUUCCAGUCCGAGCCAAUCCCAUGUCGACAUCCCGGAUGAAACACUCGUCUAAAGAACAAGUCAAACAGCAGGCAGUCAAGGCAAAAUCUCGCAAGGGGGGUGGGAGCGUACCCGUGCUACAUAACAAGAAGUACAUGACCAUAGAGUCAAGACAGGAUUUGAACAGGCUUGCCAUAUGUAGGAAGGUCCUUGAUGGUAUUCUUGAUAAAAUUGACCGCAGUGAAGACACUGAACGCAAAAAGGAAGAGAAAAAACGUCUCAAGGAGGAAAACCUGGCUCUCCGACUAGAACGCCAGAAGGCCAACAAACUAAGCGCUUUAUUACAAAAGCGAAAGGAGGCACUGAAAAGGGAACUGAUGAAGAAAAGGGACCUUCUCGAGAGAGAUCUUAUAUUGGAACUUCAGCAGAGCGGUAAGAACAAACGAAAGCACACGAGUUCAGAGAGAAGGCCCUCCCAGAGUACGCCAGAAGGGCCCAACGCCAAGAAGAAGAAAGUUGACGAAGAACGUUUGUUUUGUGUGUGCAAGAAGCCUUAUGAUCCAACUCAAUUUUACAUCGGCUGUGACAUGUGCGCCAACUGGUUCCAUGGAGCUUGUGUUCAGGUCUCUCAAGAAGACGCGCAAAGUAUGGACGAGUGGACCUGUGCCGAGUGUACCCAGGCUCGCCGCGGAGUUGAAGAGGAGGAACUGUACUGUCUGUGUCGUCAGCCGUACGAUGAGAGAAAGUUCUACAUCGGCUGUGACAAGUGUCAGGACUGGUUUCAUGGCGCAUGCGUUGGCAUCACUGCCGCUGAGGCAGAUAGUAUAGACUUCUACACCUGCCCGCGAUGCACACAGUCCCAGGCCCAAGUGAGCAAGCUGGCGCUGACCAGCAAGGACUGUGACUCACUUAAAAGACUGCUUCGCUCACUGCAGAGCCACAAGAUGGCAUGGCCGUUUCUUGAGCCCGUGAAUGCAGAUGAAGUACCUGAGUAUUAUGACGUCAUCACUGACCCUAUCGACCUUUCCACAAUAGAGGAGCGUUUGAAUUCCAAGUCUUACUCGUCACUGGAGUCCUUUGUCAGCGACAUUACAAAGGUUUUCGACAACUGCCGCUUCUUCAACCAGCGCGACUCGCCCUAUUACCGCUGUGCUGAGGUGUUGGAAAGCUUUUUUGUGCAAAAACUACGUGCUUGGAAAAGCAGAAAAUAAAUGAACUACACUCGUCUUUUGUAAUAUCCGAACAAAGCCAGUGAAGACCAUUUUGAGAACGCUUUUUAGCCACUACGUUAUGUAAAUCUUGAGACACGAGGCUUGUCACGUCACUUUUGAUUGGUUGUAGUGAAAACUUAUCCCGUGAUUCCAAACGUCCAGUCGUUACAUCGAGUUUGAAACAUUACAGUGAUAAAACUGCUGUCAACCUUAAGGCUCAUGCGUAAGCUACAAUGUUAAUCAUUCAAUUUCAUUGUUUAUAAAUAAUCGGAAGUGUGCAAAAUGACCCUUGCGGGAAAUUUGCCUUUGAAAAUUUCACGGUCAGUCGCGAAAACCUGACGAUAUAGGUGAGAUUCAUUAGAAUUCCUUUCGUAUGUUCCGACUCCAUGCAAACAGUACAUUUUCACUUUCCAAUCAACAAAUGUAUUUCAGAAAUCACAGACUAUAAUUUGGUGAAAGCGUAGUUAUAGCCUUUGAGAAGCUACACGGCUGCACGAUGGCUAGUAGAAUGACUGGUGUCGAAAUUAUACGGAAGAUGUAAACGGAUUUAGACAGAAAAUGGCGAAUUGAAAAGUAAACAUCGAAUUUGUUAUUCAAGCUGAACUGUUUAUUCUGGACCAGACGAACGAGUUAUGUACUCGCAUCUGAUUGGUUUAUAAACAAUGGAAUUGGGUGGGGCAAUGUAACAGCUUGCGCAUGCGCCGAACCGCGAAACUAUCCCUUUAAGACAUUUGUCUAGCGUGACAGAUUCCGACUAGUGCAAAACUAGUUCGUGAGUAUGGACAGAAAGAGUGGCAAUAAAGCAUCACUGAUAUGCGUCUUGAUAA